Molecule: messenger RNA, 846 nt
Organism: Sander lucioperca (pikeperch)
Lineage: Eukaryota; Metazoa; Chordata; Actinopteri; Perciformes; Percidae
Product: trace amine-associated receptor 1-like
Exons: 2
Coding region: 1-846 (281 amino acids)
Biological process (GO): G protein-coupled receptor signaling pathway
Cellular component (GO): membrane
Molecular function (GO): trace-amine receptor activity
Source: RefSeq, a predicted model, not a curated record
AUGAAAGGCACCCUUUCUGCAGUGUGUGUUUUAUUAUAUAUUUUCCUUGGCUCAUUAUCUGUUGUCACAGUAUGUGGAAACCUUCUUGUAAUAAUCUCCAUCAUCUAUUUCAAACAGCUCCACACUCCUACUAACUACCUUAUUCUCUCUCUGGCUGUGGCUGACCUGCUUGUUGGUGUUGUUGUUUUUCCUGUCAGCAUGGAAUUCACUGUAACCUCAUGUUUUUAUUACAAAGAUAUAUUUUACAGAUAUUAUGCAGUGUGUCAGCCUCUGACCUACAGAACUAAGAUAAAUGUUAAUGUUGUCGUGGUCAUGAUCCUGCUCAGCUGGGGUGUUUCUCUUCUAGUUACCAUUGGCUUUAUGAUUCCAGAUUUAAAACAUGAAAAAUGUGAAGUGAAUUGUUUUAAUGAUGUCCUACUUGCAGACAUUUUUGGACCCAUCUUCUCAUUUUAUCUACCAGUGAUUGUAAUGCUCUGUAUCUACCUAAAGAUUUUCCUUGUGGCACAGGAACAGGUACGCAGCAUCCAGAACACAACCUGUCAGAGCAAAAAGUCUGGAGCAACUGUUAGUAAGAUGGAGAGAAAGGCCACUAAAACUCUUGUGACCAUUUUGGGAGUUUUCCUGAUGUGUUGGACUCCUUUCUUUCUCUGUUUUUCCUUUCGGCUUUUGAACAAUGUAUCAGUGCCACUUCCAUUGUUUGAAACACUUAACUGGAUUGCACUGUUAAACUCCAUGCUCAAUCCCUUUAUUUAUGCUUUCUUUUACAGCUGGUUCAGAUCAGCUUUCAGAAUGAUUGUUUCUGGGAAAAUAUUUCAAGGUGAUUUUUGUAACACAAAACUGCUUUGA